Molecule: messenger RNA, 1557 nt
Organism: Sporisorium graminicola
Lineage: Eukaryota; Fungi; Basidiomycota; Ustilaginomycetes; Ustilaginales; Ustilaginaceae
Exons: 1
Coding region: 1-1557 (518 amino acids)
Source: RefSeq, a predicted model, not a curated record
AUGGUGCAUCUCCGCCUCAACGAUCCAGACACCUCUCGCAACCAGCACAUCAACUACAUCACCGCGCUUCCGCAGUAUGCCAACCACGAACAGGCGCGUCAUCGGCUGCAGCAGCUCGCAGCCCAGGUGCAGCCGGUGAUGAAGAAGCACGGCUUCCAGAUCAACUCGCUCGAAGAGUUUGAGUGGAACCGCGAGUUCGCCGGGCGCAACUGGAACAACGGCGAGACGGUCGAGCUGGUGCUCCGACGUCAAGAUGGAAGCUUUGCUCCGCUUCAGUGGGUGCUGAUGGUGUUCUGCCACGAGCUGGCGCACAUCAAGUACAUGAAUCAUAUCCCCUCGCAGCAUGGGAAACUGGAUCGUGAGCUGCGUGAUCACUGCCGCCAACUACAAGCUCGAGGCUACUACGGCGACGGAUUCUGGUCCGCUGGUCAGCGUCUCGAGGACAAUGCCUUUGUGGCAGGAUCCGGCCUCAACUCGCUCCAAGGCCUGCCAGAGUAUUCGUGCGGUGGUGCGUUCCAGAGUAAGCCGAGCAAGAGUCGCACAAGAAAGCGUCGCCGCACCGCCGCCGGCACGGGCUCACGCAAACGAGGCUUCAAAGGUCCCAGCCUUCACACUGGUGCUCAGACUGCCCCCAACACCAAAGGCGCAAGGCGCAACCAGAAUGCACUCCCUGGUCGGGGCUCACGCGUCGAUGGUAACAACCAUAUUCCCACCGCCUCCGCUUUCAGCUCGUCCUACAAAGACGAUGCCAACUCCACUUUUCGCAAGCGGACACAAACCGCCUCGGCUCGCGAGCUCCGAGCCCAAGCUGCGCUGCGUCGCUUCAAUGCGCUCAAACCGGAGGAAACCGAGACGAAGCCUAAACUCCAAGGUGAUGCUUGCUGGCCUAGCCAAUGGCAAGAUGCCGAAUCAAGUUCAGGCGCCUCCACUCCAGUCAGUAACGAUUUCAAAGAGGAGGACGGCACUGAGUCCGAAAGCGAGACGGAGGACGAAGGCGACAGCAAAGAGGGAGGGCUCGUGAUCCGACUGGACGAUUCAUCUGCAGACGAAGAAGACGAACCCAAACAUGGCUCUACGACGCGUUCCAGCUCGCCGCCGAAGGCCGCAGUGCGCAUCAAGCAAGAACAGGACCACUCUACAUUUGCAAGCACCGAGUCGAACACGCAACGCCUCGAGCGAGCACGACUCUACCGUCAACACCAGCUCAGACAAGGCGGCACUCUCCGUGCCACUAACGAUGACUGGCAAGACUUUUGCUCCAUCGCCUCGCUCCCCACGCCCAGCUCCACUGCUGCUGCUGCUGCCACCAACUCAGCAGGCACCACGAGAAAGCCCCUGCGCAACACCAAGGACGAUCCCAUAGAGCUCCUCUCGUCCGACGAGGAGGCGUCGAUACCUUUUUCACGCCCAACAGCGGCUCAGACGCGGUUGGACCCGAAGCGUCCACCUCCAGAGCAACACUGGCCAUGUCAGGUUUGUACGCUGCUCAACCCGCCAACUGCCAUGCAAUGUGACGCUUGCCUCGCCACCCGCGGAUCUCUUUCAGUCGGGCAAUGA